GUGGCCAGUGCCUAUGACACACCAUACCACUUUAAUCAGUUAGUACAGGUUAGUAGUAAUACCUAGGAAAUGUAUUUAUUAAUAAAUACUAAGGCACAUACAUUGACUCUAUAAUAUACUCUCAAAAUUAAAAUCCACUGCAUGCCAAGUAUGAGAAUGCUAAGCAUUUAUUUUUCAGCAUAGGGUUUUAUUCCUCCUAAUCUUCUCAACUAUUUUAUAGUUUCCAAGUUCAUGCCCACCAACAAGCUAUAAGAUGAGCACCUCUCACAAUCAAGCUCAACCUGGCUCUUCUAACAGCUCAUACCCAGAUGAGUACAAAAUCGCAGCCCUUGUCUUCUACAGCUGUACCUUCAUAAUUGGAGUAUUUGUUAAUGUCACUGCCUUAUGGGUUUUCAGUUGUUCCACCAAGAAGAGAACCACUGUAACUGUCUAUAUGAUGAAUGUAGCAUUAUUGGAUCUAAUAUUUAUCAUGAGCUUACCCUUUCGAAUGUUUUAUUAUGCAAAAGGCGAAUGGCCAUUUGGAGAGUACUUCUGCCAGAUUCUCGGGGCACUCACGAUGUUUUAUCCGAGUAUUGCCCUAUGGCUUCUUGCUUUUAUUAGUGCUGACAGAUACAUGGCCAUUGUGCAGCCAAAAUAUGCCAAAGAACUUAAAAAAACAUGCAAAGCUGUGAUAGCAUGCUUGGGAGUCUGGAUAAUGACCCUGAUAACCACCAUCCCACUCCUACUGCUCUAUGAAGACCCCGAUAAAGCUUCCAACCCUGCCACCUGCCUGAAGAUUUCUGACAUCAUCCACUUAAAAGCUAUUAACAUAUUGAAUUUCACUCGACUGAUAUUUUUUUUCUUGAUUCCUCUGUUCAUCAUGAUUGGGUGCUACUUGGUCAUUAUUCAUAAUCUCCUUCAUGGCAGGACAUCUAAGCUGAAACCAAAAGUCAAGGAGAAGUCUAUAAGGAUCAUCAUCACGCUCCUGGUGCAGGUGCUCGUCUGCUUUGUGCCUUUCCACACCUGUUUUGCUUUCCUGAUGCUGGCUGGGGAUGAAAACAGCUACAAUCCCUGGGGAGCCUUUACCACAUUCCUCAUGAACCUCAGUACCUGUCUGGAUGUGAUUCUAUACUACAUUGUUUCAAAACAAUUUCAGGCUCGAGUCAUUAGUGUCAUGCUAUACCGCAAUUACCUUCGGAGUGUGCGCAGAAAAAGCUUCCGAUCAGGCAGUAUACGGUCACUAAGCAACAUAAACAGUGAAAUGUUAUGAAUAAGUUUUUUGUCUUCAAUCUCCUUAAAUUCAUUUUACUAAUUACCCUAGAGUGAGUGGAUAUUUUGUAUAUUAUCAAGUCACUUCUCUCCUGGAAAAAAAAAACUUUAAAAACUCUUUUGUGGGAUCUUAUUGUGGCAACAUAAUUAAAUAUUCUAAAGUAUUCUAAUAAAUUCAUUACUUUUAUUCUUAAAACUUGUAAGGAACAUUUUCAUGAUGUAUUAGUAGAAAACAUCCAAUUUGUGUUUCAUUUUCAAGCCUUAUCUAAAUAUAUAGUUGACUUAACUUUUUGGAUUUAAUACUAUGUGCAAGUGAAUCAUGAUGUCAAACCAGUCAGAAGGCAAAAAAAAAAAUCCAGCUCCUGUUUGAAAUAAUUUGAUGAAAGUAUUUUCCAUCUAGAUGCAGCUCCCUUUGGUUUAAUUUAUACUCAGGAUUGGUGGUCCAAACCCAACAUUUUGUGUUCCAAGCCAAACUUCCAGGAUCCUUACAAAAAUAACUAUGUUCAUCUCAUCACUGUUAUUUGCUGCAGAGUAAAAUUAGUGAGCAAGCACUUGAGAGAGCCUACGGAAGACCAUGCCAUCAGCCUUCCCCUACUGUAAAUUCAUUUUCUUUUGGAAAUAGGCUAUGGUCACUCAAUAAGCACUUACUGAGAGCCUACCAAGCAUCAGACUCUACUUAAAACCAAUGGGGGAAACCUAACCCAGGAUCCCAUUUCUGCCCAAUAAUCCAAGUUUUCCCCUAUGACACAAGGUUUCUGCUAUAUGGUGAAAUAUCUUUCUCCAAUAUAAAGAUAGUAUAUCUUCUUAUGUGACUGAACAUCACAUUACAUAAGAGAUUAAUUUUUUUUCCAGGUCAUAUGUCACAUUAUAGCACCAGUCAGGGACCUUGCCAUUGAAUUUCCCCUAAUAAAGUACAAACCAAGUAACUUCUCCAUUUCAAAUGAAGUGAACUAUAUAAUCUGAAAAGCCUGUAUUCUAAAUAUGAUAGAAGUAUACAAAUGAGUGAACUAUAAUUUCCUCUCUGCUAAAUCACUUUUAUUACUCUUAACAUGAUCACCUCCCAAUGGGACUUAGAGUCAAAUCAAUGCAUUGGUUAUAAAUUGAUUUCUAUAAUUAACAUGGGUAGAUUCAUAUUCUUUAAAAAAAUUAGAAACACAAAGGAGCCUGAUCAUAAAACAGCAUUUUAGUACUAGAAGGUCCCUUAGAUGAUCUGUUUUAAAUGUAAAGAAACUAAGGUCCAAAGAGGUUAGGUGACUUGCUCAGCUAAAGAACCAGGAUUAGAGACCAAAUUCAGUUCUCUUCUCAUGUCAAUCAUCAAUUUUUUAAUAGAAAGGAAACAAGCUUCCAGAACGUACAACAUUCUCCUAGCUACAUAAGAUAAAGGAGUCAAGGUGGUACUAAGAGAUGUAGUUUCUCAAUGAAGAGAAAACUACUUGAAGUUUUUAGUUUGAACAAUCAAGCAAGAUACUUUUGUAAAUUCCUUUAAACAAAUAAUUAUUUCUAAAACAACAGGAAUAACUCCUGUAUAUCUAGGGUUAUGGUAUGUAUAUACAGUCAUGGCCUUCUCUUAAACUACACAGAUUAAUCUGCUCUUGCGUAAUUUAUUAAAUGGCAAGUUCUCUGCAAUGGCUUUUCUUGAUGAGAAGAGUUCAAUUUGAGAGCACAAAAUGCAACAAAAGGCUUUGUUAACACAAAGUCAACAAAGUGAAAAUGUAUGUCAUGGUUCUCACAAUAAAAUUAUAGAUCAUCUAAACCAGUUAAUUAAAAAAAUCAUUUUAUUCAGUGUUGUAAUUAGAUACAUUUAAACAUGAUAUAUAAAAACUCAAAAUUCCACUUCUCUGGAGGGGUUUGAUUCUGGGAAACAACAUAACAUUCACAUAUAAAUACUAACAGUUAAAAAAUAAUAGGCAUAUAAGGGCAGAAGUGUGAUAGGCGUGUGUUACUGGAAGCACCUAAUAUAGCUUUUAGUAAUGGAAUGAUCUUUAAUGUCAAAACCUAAUGGUUACUUUUUCUGAAUAUGACUCUAGAAAGAUCAGGAAAGUAAUAUGGACUGGAAAUAGAGAAUUGGGAAACAAACAAUAGAUGUCAAGAGUAGCUGAAGUCAUGGGAGUACACAAGAUAGCCCAGAGAAAGAACUUGAAAUAAGCUUGAUAAAGGAGCCGUAGACGGUAAGGUCAAAAAGGACCAGGAAGGAGUAGUGUGCUAAGACUCAGUGGGGCAGGUUAUUUCAUGAAACAAUGGGAGGUCACAAGUAUUUAAUGUGCCACUGAAAGGUCAAAUAAGACAACUGAAAUUAAACCAUUGGCUUUAGAAAUUAGUUGGAUACUGGUGAGAUUUAUAAGAGAAGUUUUAAAAGUGGUACAGUUAAAAAAAAAAAAGGGAGAAAAAUGGGAGAGAAUUAAAUAGGAAGUGAAGAAUUAUAGAGAGAGGAGAUAAAUGUGGCAUUGAUGGGAAAAAAAGGGAACAAGAUAUUAUGUGAAAAACUUCAAAUUAUAAAGCAAUUGACAAAAAAAGAGAGUAGUUUCCUCUCUUGAGUUUUUGAAGCUUUGCUAUCAUCAAAUAAAAGAUAUAUUUAUAAAAUGCAAACUUUCUUUAUUGAAAUAAAAUUUAUGUUCCAAGAAGUCCAUGUCUGAGAAAGCUUCAAGAUUCUAAAAGCCAUACUCUCAUGUUUCAUGAUUUGAAAGGAAAAACAAGUACAUUCCUCAUUCAGGGGAUGGCUGACUUAACAUUUACAUUGUCUUUCAAAGGGGAUCCUCUAACUUUUGAAUUUAUUCAAGUUUGCAACUCUUGCUAUGAACUAAUAUUUAAAAAGGUAAAUGCCUUUCUGCUUUAAGAAUAAAUAAAAAUAUUCCCAACUUCAAAACUUAAUCAAUCCUCCUUAUAGGUACCAGUUAACAGGAUUCCAUACAAAGAAAUAAUUGUCAUUCAACUCUAUGUGCAGUAGAAAAAAGGGUCAUCAGACAAGGGGACAAUGUAAAUAAGAGUUAAGAGCUAUUUUACUACUCAUACCCAAAAUUUAUUCUAAGACAAACUCACACGACAAAUACUGUUCUAUAUAACUCAAGUAGGCCUUAUAGAGAACUAAAAAGAAUUGGCCUGGAUGAGAAAUGUUUGAGAAAAACCAAUGAUUCAGUAAAGCUUCUGCUUUCCUGAACUAACAUGAAAUCAUUCCUGAUGACUACACUAUUUCCCACAAUAGCAGAAUAGUCAACUCAAACUUCUCGGUCUCAUUACAUUUACAACCUGUGGACCUCAACAAAAUUACGACACAGAAGUUUGUGUCAAAUUAUUAUUCAGAAUCAUACAUUAUUAAAACAGCUAAAGGUGGACACUCAUGCCAACUAUAAGUAAAUCUCAUAAAGGACAGCUACAAUGUAAAUAUUAACAAUGUAAGUGUGAGAACUAUUAGAUCACUAACUAUAUUUUUAAAAGAGGUCCAAAGUGAAUUUGAAUCAAGAUAUAUACAGUCAAGAAAAAAAAAGGCAAUACAUACAAUCAU
Messenger RNA from Miniopterus natalensis, 4747 nucleotides. NCBI's taxonomy places the organism in Eukaryota, Metazoa, Chordata, Mammalia, Chiroptera, Miniopteridae. The record is from RefSeq and is a predicted model, not a curated record.